Maudiozyma saulgeensis is the source of this 1668-nucleotide messenger RNA. The record is from the annotation of a GenBank genome assembly. Lineage: Eukaryota; Fungi; Ascomycota; Saccharomycetes; Saccharomycetales; Saccharomycetaceae.
AUGGCAAUAUUUAAACAAUUAUCCACCACCCUAGCGUUUAGUGCUUUAGCUCUCAGCGCCGCAAUCUAUCCCAGAGAAGAUGAUACCAUAAGUACGAAACCUGCUUGUGUUAAGGCAGAUGCAUUAGUACCAUCUUUUCAAAAAUCGAUUGAUACCAUCUUGUUUGACGCCGAUUACAAAAAUGCUUCAAUUGAAAGAUUAAGUGGUGCCGUUCAAAUCCCUACUUUGAUGGAUGAUGAUCCACCUAAUCCAGAAGAAGACCCAGAUUAUUAUUCAGAAUUCAUUACUCUACACAAUUACCUAAAUGAAACCUUUCCCUUAAUUCAUAAAAAUUUAAAACUUGAAUUCAUUAACACAUUUGGGUUAUUAUAUACUUGGACAGGUUCUGAUGCAUCACUAAAACCUAUGUUAUUCACAGCUCACCAGGAUGUUGUCCCAGUAAAUAAUGAUACUAUCGAUGAUUGGUCUUUCCCUUCUUUCUCAGGACAUUAUGAUAAUAAGACCGAUUCUCUCUAUGGUAGAGGUUCAUUUGACGUGAAAAAUUUAAUGAUUGCUCAUAUGGAGGCUGUAGAAAAAUUACUAGAAGAUGGUUAUCAGACAGAUCGUACAGUCUUGUUAGCUUAUGGGUUUGAUGAAGAAGCCGGCGGUUCAUGGGGUGCAAAGUACAUUGCUAACCAUCUUGAAAAGGAAUAUGGCCAGGGUGGUAUAAUGGUGAUGUUUGACGAGGGUCCUGGCUUAGUCAAGCUUGGUAAUAACACGUAUGUUGCUGCUAUUCCUAAUGCAGAAAAGGGUUACCUGGAUGCUGAAGUCACAAUUAACGGUGUCGGUGGUCACUCUUCUUCUCCACCUGCUCAUACUACAAUUGGUGUUGCUGCCUCUAUGAUCACUUCCUUGGAAGAUAACCCACCAUUUUUUAGUUUUAAUAUUGAAAAUCCAUUGUACGGUUUCAUAACUUGUGCUGCUGAAUAUUCAACUUUACUUCCUAUGUCGAUGAAGAAAGUGGUAUUGGGUGCUUCUACUAAUAAAACUUUAGAAAAUCUAUUAGGAUUAACUCUAUUCACCACUGAACUAACUAAAAACUAUGUUACUACUACUCAAGCAGUUGAUUUAAUUGACGGAGGUCUUAAAGCAAAUGCUCUACCAGAGACUACCGAAUUUACUACUAAUUACAGAAUUGCUUAUGGUUCGUCAGUUGCAAACACAAAAAAAAGAUUUUUAAAAUACGCAAACCUUACUGCUGCCUCAUUUGGUUAUGGCCUCAUAGUCGACAAUAAACAAAUAAUCAAUACUACAAGUCUUGGUUAUAUAAAUGUUAGUUACGUAGCAUCGUUAGAACCAUCUCCUGUUUCUCCUUCAAGUGGUCCAACGUGGGAUCUACUUACAGGCACGAUCCAAAAUUUAUUUGUUAAUGAUCUAUGGGGACCACAAAAUUUGGAUAACAAUGUCUACAGUGCAAGUGCAAUUGUCACUACUAACACAGACUCCAGACAUUAUUGGAAUGUUACUGAUACCAUAUAUAGAUUCAUUGGUGCUGUUACAAGCCCAACUAUCUUGGAAACAAUUCAUAGCGCUGACGAACAUGUCAUUAUGGAUAAUCAUCUACAAAGUGUUGCAUUCUUUUAUGAGUUUAUUGUUAAUACUAACGAACAUGGCCAAGAGAUUAAAUAA